CUGCGUUCUUCCGCCUGCAAGCAGCGACGAAAAGACGCGGAAGUUGAGAGAUAGUUACUGCCCCUGAGCAGGUCCAUCCUAACAAGGUUGGUGUUUGGGGAGGGAUACAGGCAGCAUACAGGUAGAGCCAUCAGCAUGGAUAUGGAUGUUAUGGACAAAGUGGUCUUUCUGGGCGCCGUGACCGUCCUCAGCGCCCUGCAGAACGUAUUCUUUGCCUACACGGUGCAGAACGAAUCUGUUAAUCAACGCCCAGCGAACACAGCUUUCGGGCGGGUCAGUGUGGCCAACCACAACUGCAUUGAAGUUUACCCUACGUUCCUGGCUCUACUGUGGACCGCUGGACUUUUCUGUAGUCAAGCUCCUGCUGCCUUUGCUGGAAUGUUGUACUUGAUAGUGCGGCACAAGUACUUUGUUGGAUAUCUGGGAGAAAGCAGUCAAAGCCUCCAUGGGUUUUUCUUUGGCAAACGUCUAAUAGGCUUUCUCUUCAUCAUGUCAACUGCUGGAAUUGUCAACUACGCAACAAACUACCUCUUUGGGAUUAACUUCCUGUUUUACAUUCAAACGCUCACAAAGGCUUCUGCUGCCCUGCUCCUCAUUCCGUAGUCCAGCAGGGGGCACUGUCUGCGGCAUCCGUCAAUGAAUCCGACCUGCUGUGUUUAAUCAGAAUCUAUCUGUGCCUUUGUGAUUAAAACAUUAAUUGUA
This is a messenger RNA of Amblyraja radiata (thorny skate), 702 nucleotides long. RefSeq names its product arachidonate 5-lipoxygenase-activating protein (gene alox5ap). The coding region runs from base 136 to 603 and encodes 155 amino acids. Gene Ontology annotation, molecular function: glutathione peroxidase activity; enzyme activator activity; leukotriene-C4 synthase activity. Gene Ontology annotation, cellular component: nuclear envelope; endoplasmic reticulum; membrane. Gene Ontology annotation, biological process: leukotriene biosynthetic process. Lineage: Eukaryota; Metazoa; Chordata; Chondrichthyes; Rajiformes; Rajidae. The transcript is spliced from 6 exons. The record is from RefSeq and is a predicted model, not a curated record.